Molecule: messenger RNA, 2817 nt
Organism: Acytostelium subglobosum LB1
Lineage: Eukaryota; Evosea; Eumycetozoa; Acytosteliales; Acytosteliaceae
Exons: 2
Biological process (GO): proton transmembrane transport
Cellular component (GO): membrane
Molecular function (GO): antiporter activity
Source: RefSeq, a predicted model, not a curated record
ACAGACAUGGUGCAGGGCCCGCUCCACUCAGCCCUCGCACUCUUUUUGGUGCAAUGCAUGUUCAUCAUCCUGUUGUCGAGAUGUAUUGGAUGGCUGUUUGGCAAGAUACAACAGCCGUCGGUCAUUGCAGAGAUCAUUUCUGGUAUAAUAUUGGGACCGACUGCAAUGGGUCAGAUACCAAACUUCUCAGCGACACUCUUUCCCAAAGAGUCGGUGGACAUACUCAGCGUGUUUGCACAGGUCGGUCUCAUAUUCUUCAUGUUCAUCAUUGGACUUGAGCUUGAUCCCACCUUGUUCCGAUCACAGAUCAAAAAGUCAUCGAUCAUUGCCAUGGUCAGCAUCAUCUUCCCCUUUGGCCUUGGUCUAGCUGCAUCAGUCUAUCUUGCACACAUUCAAUCAACACGGUGGACAUACUCCCUUGGUAUCUUUAUUGGUGUGGCACUAUGUAUCACAGCAUUCCCGGUCCUCGCAAGGAUACUCACGGCCAAGAAGUUACUAUCUACGCCAAUUGGUAUAUUGACGAUAGCUUGUGCUGCGAUCAAUGAUAUAUGUGGAUGGAUACUAUUGGGUCUGUCAGUUAGUUUGGCGGGCAGCUCAAACUCGUUGGGAACAGUGUGGACUUUGUUGGCAGCUGCUGGAUUCGUUGCAGUAAUGUUGGUGAUCAUACGUCCAGUCUUAAACAAGGUACUUGGUCUGUUCUGGCAUGUCGAUCCGAAUGCAUCGACAGGAUCACAUCCACCAUCACCAUCACAUCUGGUCAUGAAUGGUGUAGUAUUCUUACUAUUCGCUGCAUCAUGGUCUACUGAAGUCAUUGGCAUUCAUGCAAUGUUUGGUGCAUUUACACUUGGAUCAAUCACACCAAAGACUGGUGGAUUCAAUCAAGCCAUCACGGAGAAGAUUGAAGACCUUAUCUUGGUCUUCUUGUUGCCGCUGUACUUUGUAGUGUCUGGUCUUCGAACGGACUUGACUACACUCAAUACUGGAGAUGCAUGGAUAGGCGUCCUGUUGAUCAUCUCAUGUGCAUGUGUUGGAAAGAUUGUUGGCUCGGGAGUGACUGCGUUCCUCUUGGGAAGUACUAAACGCGAUGCACUAUCCAUUGGUAUCCUCAUGAAUACUCGUGGACUGGUCGAGCUCAUUGUACUCAAUCUUGGAUUGGACUUUGGCAUCAUCAGUACCAAGGUCUUUGGCAUCAUGGUCCUCAUGGCAGUGUUCACUACACUCCUCACAAGCCCACUCAUAUCAUUGGUGAUGAAGAAGGAGCGUCCAAAGGAUGGCACAGAGGACUUCACCGUGGUUCUUUGCACACCAUCAUUGAAGAUCGGUCCAUCAUUGGUGGAUCUUGGUUACACGAUUGGCAACAAGACAGUUAGAACGGUCAGGCGAAAGAAGAUGAAGAAGGUUUAUUUGUUGUCGGUAUCCGAGGUCAACGAUCGUCCUUCCGACUUUAUUGGUCAGAUCAGGAGGGAUUUCUCCCGAUCAUCAUAUUCACAUCUCAUUCAUCAGGGUGCCGCUAUGAAGCUUAAGGUAUCCUAUCACUCAAUCGUAUCGGACAAUGAUCAUUUAUCCAAAGAGAUAAUUAGCUUCUCCAACAACAAAAAGGCUGAUCUACUCAUUGUUGGAAGGGACACUGGCAACAUGAUACAAGGUCGUGGUGGUAUGAUCAAUCAAGGUGUACAAUGGUCAAUCUUCAAGAAUGCCGUCACUCACAUCGGUGUGUUCACUGAUCGUUCUGGAUUCAAGAAUGCACCUCAUCGAUUCCGUCGAAUAUUAUUGUCAUACAUGGGUGGAAGCAAUCCAAAUGAUGCCGAGGCUUUGGACCUGGCCAUCAGGAUGUCCGAGACUGAUGGAGUACACGUCACUAUAGUGGUGUUUGACAGCAGACUCUAUGCACGAUACAGGAAGCAACAAUCAGAGAAGCAACUUAUGGCCGCAGUAGUUGAUCCCAAUAGCAACAACAACAUUCAAUCAAAUCCUUUGAACAGUUCAAUGUCGCCUGAUGGAGGUGGACCGACCACCGAUAACAUCAACAACACAGACAACAUCAACUCCACCAACACCAGCACCAACACCAACAAUGUAUUGGCGACAUCAAGACCACAAGUCAACUUUAACGAACCGAAUACUCUUGCUGGUACAACUGAAAGCUUGUCAAGAACAACAGAACUCUUGGCACUGGAUCCUAUGUAUAAGGAUGAACAUCUGGAACGAGUGAUGGAUGGAAAGAGUGUGGACAAGGUGGCUGCGAUAUACAAGCCAAAACGACACAGACUUAGGGUAAUCAUGGACAUGUGUGUACAUUACGAUCUGUUGGUAGUGCCUCACGAGGAGCGAAAGAAGAAGUCAACAACGACGUCACCAUUCCCUGGUAUCGACAGGAUGCGACGAUCAUUUGGUUUGAGACGUGUAAAUGAGACGAACGAUCAACAACAGCAUUUGGAUCAACAAUAUGAUGAGGAACCUAUCACGAUUGAGCUACCAUCUGCCAUCCAUGUUGGAGAGCCAACUUCAAUCCAUUACUCACCACCAUUGCAAUCUGACCACGACCAUGAUAUUAAUAUACCUCUUGAGGAGAGAACGAUGCCAACGACGGAUGACUCGCCACCAUCAGAUUUGACGCCGCCCCCUCUGCCGUCUUCCAAUGACUAUGAUGGCCAGGACUUCUGGAGCAACUGUCCAAUAUCAACAUUGAUCAUUUAUCGCAAGCCGACGACGGCGACGACAGCAGCUGCUCAAGACAACACACCAUACAGCGAUCUCCAAGAGGUCAGCAUCCCACCACCGAGCAGCAGUGGCAACGAGACGACAAACCAAGGCCAA